AUGCCUUUUGCGCAACUAGUCCUCGGCAGCCCAGGCUGCGGAAAGAGUACCUACUGCGAUGGCAUGCACCAGUUCCUGGGCGCUAUUGGGCGAGCCUGUUCAGUCGUUAACCUCGAUCCUGCCAACGACCAUACAAACUACCCUGCAGCACUUGACAUUCGCAACCUGGUCAAGCUCGAGGAGAUUAUGAAAGAUGAUAAAUUAGGACCUAAUGGUGGCAUCUUGUAUGCCCUUGAAGAGCUGGAGCACAAUUUCGAGUGGUUGGAGGAAGGACUGAAAGAGUUCAGCGAAGACUACAUUCUUUUCGAUUGUCCAGGCCAAGUCGAACUAUAUACACACCACAACUCCUUGCGAAACAUAUUCUAUAAGCUCCAGAAGAUUGGAUUCAGGUUCGUCUGCGUCCACCUCUCCGACUCCUUCUGCCUCACACAACCGUCACUAUACGUAUCGAACGUCCUCCUUUCCCUCCGUGCCAUGAUUCAGAUGGAUAUGCCACACAUAAACAUUCUCUCCAAGAUCGAUAAGGUCGCCGAUUAUGACGAACUCCCUUUCAACCUCGAUUACUACACAGACGUGGACGACCUUACAUAUCUGACGCCCCAUCUCGAGACCGAAUCACCCGCUCUAAGAAGUGAGAAGUUCGGCAAGCUCAACGAGGCGAUCGCGAACCUGAUCGAGAGCUAUGGUUUGGUGCGCUAUGAGGUUCUGGCUGUCGAAAACAAGAAGAGCAUGAUGCACAUCCUCCGUGUCAUCGACCGUGCUGGUGGAUACAUCUUUGGCGGUGCUGAAGGAGCCAAUGAUACCGUCUGGGCAGUUGCUAUGAGGAAUGAGUCGUCCAUGCUGGAGGUGCAGGAUAUCCAAGAGCGCUGGAUCGACCAAAAGGUGGAAUAUGAUAAGAUGGAGCGCGAGGCCGAAGAAGAGCAGGCUCGCAUCCAGGAAGAACAAGCCAUGGAGAUGGAGCAAUCACAGCCAUCUGCUCCAACAGGUGGCAUGGAUCCUGAUUUUGGCGACAUGUCGGUACCCAAAGAUAGUGGGAUCAAGGUAGUUAGAAAAUAA
This is a messenger RNA of Fusarium coffeatum, 1056 nucleotides long. RefSeq lists its product as uncharacterized. Gene Ontology annotation, cellular component: cytoplasm. The record is from RefSeq and is a predicted model, not a curated record. Gene Ontology annotation, molecular function: GTPase activity. NCBI's taxonomy places the organism in Eukaryota, Fungi, Ascomycota, Sordariomycetes, Hypocreales, Nectriaceae. The transcript has 3 exons. The coding region runs from base 1 to 1056 and encodes 351 amino acids.